GGUUGUUUAAAAUUUCUAACUACACAAAAUAUAUACAUAUAUAUUUUUUACAAAUAGAUACACAAAUAACAAUGGUUGGAUUGGAAUUCAUCUGUAUUUAGUUCUGGAAACAACAUCUGAUCAAAUUCAAUUUUGUUGUUUGGUGCUUUAUUUGAUUUGGUAUGGAAGACCUUCAUGUUGAUGUUAUAGGGAACAUACUGUCUCACCUAAGGGCUGCAAGGGAUGUAGUUGUUGCUUCUGCUACUUGCAAGAAAUGGAGAGAGGCUUUCCAACAUCACCUUUCGUCUCUCACUUUCCAUGAUUUGGAUUUUUCUGGUUUCACGACCAAUGAAUUGGAAAGUAUCAUCACUCAGACAAUUCAGCAAACCAAGGGGCUACAACGUUUGAAAUUCUUCUUGAGUGAUGUUGAUGAUGUCUUCUGUGCUGACCACGUGCUUGUUUGGCUUAUGCAUGCUAGAGAUACCUUGCGUGAACUGUAUCUCCUUGUUCGUGCUGCAGGUAGUUGUCAGAAAUUUCCUUGCUUGAAGACACUUCGGCUGGAGGACGUUUCUGCCAGGGGAAGGGAUUUUUCCUUUCUUGUCUCUUUAUUUCCAAAGAUUGAGAACUUGACUCUUGUGAAUCUGGAUGUAUAUCCAGAGGCAAUCAUUUCACUAAUCAGCGUUUCAUUAAAGAGUAUAGAUGUUGUAGAAAUGGCUUUAAUCAAGUUUAUACUGGAGGCUGAUAGUCUUGGGUAUCUGCACUUGCAAAGGUGUAAUUUUGAGCAUUUUGAGCAUUUUAAGCUUAUUGGAAAAGGGACCUUGAAGGUUCUAAAUAUUGAUGUUGCCAGGAUCGCUUAUGUUGACAUCCAGGACAACAUGGAGAAUCUGGAGAUUGUGGAUGUUAAUGAAUCCUCAAUUAAAGUGCCCAAGCUCUAUAAUAUGAUCUCAAAAUUGUCAAACCUGAGAAGGCUUCGGCUUCAGCGUGUAAAUUUUGAUAAUGUGGAUGAGGUUAUUGACUUGGAGAGUAUAUCUGCUACUUUCCCUCAGUUAACCCGGCAAUUCUUGUACCCUGAUGUGGAGGAUUAGUUUGCAGGGGUCAUCUCAUUUGCAGAAUGUGGCUGUGUUGGAACUUGAUCUUGGAAGUUAUUAUGGCUUCUCAGAUUUGGUUGCAGGAAUCAUGGAAAGAUGCCCCAACUUGAAGAAAAUAGUCAUUCACAGGUUUUGUUGUGAGGAGAAUAUCUCUGAAGAUCUUGAGCAUUUAGCUGAGUUUUCAUUAUCCAUUGUUCAGAUGGCUAGAAAACAUUUGCAGGUAGAAUUUCAAUUUAAAUAUGAAUAGCUUUUCUUAAUCAAUAUGAACUAGCAUUUUUUUAUCUUUUUUGUUAUCAAUAAGGGGUGUGUAUGGGCAAUCUUCAGGAUCAUCCAUCUUUUUGUACAGGAAUUGAUGUUUCCCAUUGUUUUUGUAGUCAUACUUCUUUGUCUAUUGGGAGAAUCUUGUAAGAAUUUAUUUUUCUUGCAAUAUAUAUUUGUUACUUUG
Rubroshorea leprosula is the source of this 1512-nucleotide messenger RNA. The record is from the annotation of a GenBank genome assembly. Lineage: Eukaryota; Viridiplantae; Streptophyta; Magnoliopsida; Malvales; Dipterocarpaceae.